Molecule: messenger RNA, 1946 nt
Organism: Magallana angulata
Lineage: Eukaryota; Metazoa; Mollusca; Bivalvia; Ostreida; Ostreidae
Product: microspherule protein 1-like
Exons: 13
Coding region: 109-1605 (498 amino acids)
Biological process (GO): positive regulation of transcription by RNA polymerase II
Cellular component (GO): Ino80 complex; MLL1 complex; NSL complex
Molecular function (GO): protein binding; G-quadruplex RNA binding
Source: RefSeq, a predicted model, not a curated record
GAUUUGUCUUUUAGAAUAUUUUAAUAUGGCGUCACCCAUAUAGUUUACGAUUCAAAAUAAAACUAUCUUUUGUUUUAUAGGGAAGAUUGUUGAAUUAUACGAGUUAGGAUGUCGCAGAUAGAUAGCGAAAUUCCUAGUCAAGCGAUGACAAGUGAGACUAACUCUGAUUCUUCCAUAGGAAUCAAGAAAGAAGACGACCAGUCAACAUCUCUAGAGUCCCUACCCUCAGUACAAAGUCAGUCUGGGUCUGUCACAGAGGGAACCCCAAAGCACCGCAUUAGUCAGCUUCUACCACCCCAGAGUCAAAACUCGGCCCAGGAACCACGGAGAACCUCUUCAAGAUCCAUCAAGCGCAAGAAGUUCGAUGAUGAAGUCGUAGAAAGUAGUUUGAUUAAAACAGAGAGAGGGAGAAUGACAAAGUUAUCCACAGUGACACAAGUUCUGGAGAAAUUGGAGCCAGCUGUUGAAAAAGAACAGCCCCCAGCCCCACCUCCCGAAAAGAAGAAGGUUUGCACCAUAGUACUUAACAAGAUGGUUUCCAAGUCUAUUAAUUCAGCAGCAAAACGAGCCAAGAAACAAAAGCCUCCAGCACCUGCCUCGACCAAAGACCUGGGAAGGUGGAAGGCUCAAGAUGACCUUGCCCUCAUCACAGCUAUUCAGCAGACAAAUGACCUGACAGCAGUCCAUUUAGGGGUCAAGUUCUCUUGUAGAUUUACCCUCAAGGAAAUUCAGGAGAGGUGGUAUGCAUUGCUGUAUGACCCAAUCAUAUCAAAGUUAGCUGUGCAGGCCAUGAAUCAGCUCCACCCCGAUGUUGUGGCAGAGGUCCAGUCGCGUGCUCUCUACAGUACAGAGGAGGAGUCUCUGAUGGGCACCGUGUCCUCGACCAGUCAGCCAACAGUGGAGAUAUUUCAGGAGCUCCUAGAACAGAACCCAGACACGUUCUACCCACUGCGCACGGCCAAGGCGCUGCACAACCACUGGUUACUGCUGAAACAGUACCACCUUCUGCCCGACCAGUCAGUGCAGCCCAUUCCUCGCGGGGACCACGUGCUGAAUUUCUCUGACGCUGAGGAGAUGAUGAAUGAUGAAGAACUAAGAGAACCCAAAGAUGAUGUCCUGGAACAAGAACUCUCUGUGUCUGACAGAAGAAACAAGAACGAGAUCCGACACCUGGAACAGGAGCUUCCUAAAUGGCAGGUGUUGGUGGACAGUGUGACAGGCAUCAGUCCCCAGGACUUUGAUAACCAGACCCUGGCUGUGCUGAGAGGGAGGCUGGUCCGUUACUUAAUGAGGUCAAAGGAGAUAACGUUAGGUAGAGCUACCAAGGACAAUCAGAUAGAUGUGGACCUGUCCCUGGAGGGUCCCGCCUGGAAGAUCUCCCGCCGCCAGGGCAUCAUCAAGCUCCGCAGUAAUGGAGACUUCUUUCUAGCCAAUGAGGGCAAGCGGCCAUUUUACGUCGAUGGCAAAGCCAUACUGGCUGGGAACAAGCAGAAACUCAACAAUAACUCUGUGGUUGAGAUCUCAAGCUUGCGUUUCAUUUUCCUGAUUAACCAAGACUUGAUCAACGUGAUUCGGACUGAAUCUCAGAAGCUGGUUCCAACGUGACACAAGGAGGGAGAUAGACAGAGACAUACAGAGAUGUACGGGGGAUGAGACGUACGGAGAUUAAUAGAGAUGUACGGGGGAUGAGACGUGUGGAGAUAACAGAUUGACAUGUGACGGUGCGUGUUUACAAUGUACAGAGUCGUACCAAAGAUGCUGGUGAUGCCGAGUCUCCGGUCAUUGUCAAUACCCUGUACUAAGGGACGUAAGGACUUGUUAGGUGACAGAGAUAUGGGAAGAGGACGGAAGAAGCACCCCCGGGAUCUGUCCCGAGUGCCACACAGCCUCGGUGUUAGCUAGAUGAUAUAUGUGUACAGAAUAAAUUUUCCUACUUGAUCUUUACA